ACGCGCGCGGAGCUGCAGUGUCUGGAAGAGAGUUACCGAGGGAACGUCGCGGCCCGGGAGGCAGCCGCCCCAGGGCAGGUGGACACUGCUUGCCUGACCGUCCAACCGCCGCCCCUCCCUCCGGGGGGUCCCGAGCUGACGGAUGGGAGGCACAGCUCGCGGGCCCGGGCGGAAGGAUGCGGGGCCACCAGGAGCCGGACUCCCGCCCCAGCAGCGGAGAUUGGGUGAUGGUGUCUAUGAUACCUUCAUGAUGAUAGAUGAAACCAAAUGCCCACCCUGUUCAAAUGCACUCUGCAAUCCUUCUGAACCACCUCUACCCAGAAGACUAAAUAUCACCACUGAGCAUUUAACAAGAGAUCCUACUCAGCGCUUCCUGAAUGGAGGUGAGAUGAAGGUAGAACAACUAUUUCAAGAAUUUGGCAACAGAAGAUCUGAUACUUUUCAGUCAGAUGGCAUCAACGACUCUGAAAAAUGCUCUCCUACAGUUUCUCAGGGUAAAAGUUCAGAUAGUUUGAAUACAGUAAAAUCUAGCAGUUCAUCCAAAGCAUCCAAAGUGUUGCCUCUGACUCCAGAACAAGCACUGAAGCAAUAUAAACACCACCUCACUGCUUAUGAGAAGCUGGAAAUCAUCAAUUAUCCAGAAAUUUACUUUGUGGGUCCAAAUGCCAAAAAAAGACAUGGAGUUAUCGGUGGUCCCAAUAAUGGGGGUUAUGAUGAUGCAGAUGGGGCCUAUAUUCACGUGCCUCGAGACCAUCUAGCUUAUCGAUAUGAGGUGCUGAAAAUUAUUGGCAAGGGCAGUUUUGGGCAGGUAGCCCGGGUCUAUGAUCACAAACUUCGACAGUACGUGGCCCUGAAGAUGGUACGCAAUGAAAAGCGCUUCCAUCGCCAAGCAGCCGAGGAGAUCCGGAUUUUGGAGCAUCUUAAAAAGCAGGAUAAAACUGGUAGCAUGAACGUUAUUCAUAUGCUGGAAAGUUUCACGUUCCGGAACCAUGUUUGCAUGGCCUUUGAGUUGCUGAGCAUAGACCUUUAUGAGCUCAUUAAAAAAAACAAGUUCCAGGGUUUUAGCAUCCAGUUGGUUCGCAAGUUUGCUCAAUCCAUCUUGCAAUCCUUGGAUGCUCUCCACAAAAACAAGAUCAUUCACUGUGACCUGAAGCCAGAAAACAUUCUCCUGAAACACCAUGGGCGCAGUGCGACUAAGGUCAUUGACUUUGGGUCCAGCUGUUUUGAGUACCAGAAGCUUUACACAUAUAUCCAGUCUCGGUUCUACAGAGCUCCAGAGAUCAUCUUAGGAAACCGCUACAGCACGCCCAUUGACAUAUGGAGUUUUGGCUGCAUCCUUGCAGAACUUUUAACAGGACAGCCUCUCUUCCCUGGAGAGGAUGAAGGAGACCAGCUGGCCUGUAUGAUGGAGCUUCUAGGGAUGCCACCACCAAAACUCCUGGAGCAAUCCAAACGUGCCAAGUACUUUAUUAACUCCAAGGGCCUACCUCGCUACUGUUCUGUGACCACUCAGGCAGAUGGGAGGGUUGUGCUUGUGGGAGGUCGUUCACGGAGGGGUAAGAAGCGGGGUCCCCCAGGCAGCAAAGACUGGGGGACAGCACUGAAGGGGUGUGAUGAUUACUUAUUCGUAGAGUUUUUGAAAAGGUGUCUUCACUGGGACCCCUCUGCCCGCCUGACCCCAGCUCAAGCACUAAGACACCCUUGGAUUAGCAAGUCUGUGCCCAGACCUCUCACCAUUGAAAAGGUGUCAGGCAAAAGGGUAGUAAAUCCUGCAAAUGCUUUCCAGGGCCUGGGUUCCAAGCUGCCUCCAGUUGUAGGAAUAGCCAAUAAGCUUAAAGCUAACUUAAUGUCAGAAACCAGUGGUGGUAUACCUCUGUGCAGUGUAUUGCCAAAACUGAUUAGCUAAUGGACAGCUGGUGUGCUCAGAGACGAUAUGUAGGUAUUUUUAAUUAUCUUGCAAACCUGAAAAUGGAAAAAAAAACCCAAGCCCAUUCAUGGAUAUGUUUUUGGUAGACUAGAUAUCUUUUUUUAACAAGGCAAAGCAUUUUUAUAUGACUGCAAAAGAACUCUUGAAGGGCUAAUUACCUAACCAGCUUGUAUUGGCCAUCCUGGGAUACAUAGUAAAAGGCUUUUUAUAGGUCAGUGCAUCUUUUGUUAUUAUUGUCAGGUGUGCAUCAACCUGUGUAUUAUGCUGUUGGUUUAAAUCCCUUUCUCUCAAGGUAAACGAUAUACCAGAAAGUAUAUCCUGAACAUUCACUUCUAGUCUCCCUCGGCAUCUGUUCUAGAGGGUUAAUUUGGGACAUGGCCGUAGUUAUAGAUGAGACUCAAAGCUAGAUCUCUCGCGCCAGCAGCCUGUCCUGUGGGCUCAUGCUAGGUGAAAGGGCUCACAGCAGAGUACAGGGUGGGGGAAGCUCCGGGAAGCUGUGGGUCCCCUAGAAAAGUCUCGUCACUGCUUCCAAGUGGCUCAUUUCUCUGCCCUUCAAUUCUGUGAUGCAUGGUGUUUUUAUUGUAUGUUGUCGUUAUUAUUUUUAUUUAUUAUUAUUUUGCCACUGGUUUGUUUCCUGGGCUCUCAAAGCAUUUUACAGACAUCUUACCACUUCACAAAGUACUGGUUUUAAAACAAGUCAUAUGCAUCCCUCCUCCCAUCUCCAAGGAAGAUAAAGAAGUUCUUGGCCCCAAAUGACCCAGAACGUUAAAGGUAGAAUCAGCCUGCAAACUGCAGUUCUGCAUUUCCAUGGACUCUUUCCUUAUAAAAGUGAUUGCUAUCACAUAACCCUAACUACAGCCUCAUUGCUUUCGCUCCUCUUUCCAGCUAUCUGCCACCUUAAUGUGCCACAAUUUUCUCACUUUCAGUUUAAACCGAAGACUAUUCCCUAGACUGGGAGUGAGCUUCAGAUAUAAGAAGAAAAUCCAGAAACUGGUGUGUGGAGUUGGAGAGAAGAAAGGUACUCCAAGAGUGCAAGCUUCAGACGGGCAUUCCCAUUCAUCACGAAGCUCUGAGUUAAUCGGUUGUGACGCUACCGAGCAUGUGCAGAUGAUGGGGGUUCGUUUCCCUCCGUGUACCAGGAGUGUGCUCACCUCUUGUCUUCUUUCAAGUUGACCUACGUAGUCAAUCUCCGAUCUCUUCUUUUUGAGAGAGGGUAAUUGGAGAAGGGUUAUGUGAGGCCACCUUCUUCUGGUCCGGUAUUUGAUACUGAUAAUAAUGAAAAGGAAAAUGCAACCGUAACCUAACUAUGAUAUUAAAGAGUCUGCUUCUGUCUCCCAGGGGCUCUGUGAAGAAGGAAAGAGUCUAACCUGCAUCUCCUUUCCCAGAUGAAAUUAAUUUAUGACCAUAGUAGUAUACUUUAUUCCUAGGUGUUUUAAGGUGCGGAUUGGGACAGACAGGUUAGCUGGCUGAUGUCAUUAUAUUUUAGUUUUCAUGACACUGAAUCUGUUAAGAACGGGGUUUCUUGCGUGAUCAAAAAACUGAACAAAAGAUUAAACAAAAAUUUCAACUGUGAAACAGUCGGGAUCUGUAGCAGCUAGUCAUGUUGAAACUUUCUGUUUUGCUUAAUUCCUAACUAGGCCUAAUUAAAGUUAAAUGCGAAAUUUUAGGUAGCAGCCGAUAAAUUGUUCUGGGCUUUCCUAACAGAAUACUCCUACUACUUUAGCGAAUCAUGGAAAACUCUUUCUCAUUUACUUUUGACUAUUUCUCUUUCAUCUAUUAUUCAAUGUCAUGAACACGGAAGUUGGAAGAGUGACAAUGAUUGUUCCAGACUGCGUCUGUAUGCUUUUUCUCUUUUGAGAAUUAAGGAUAAGAGCUUAUCCUUUGAACCAGGUAGAAUUGCUGGAACAUGCUCUCCUCUGUCUCUUCAGUCUGGCCGGAGGUGACCAGUCUGUAGAGCCCUAUAACUUAAUAUGCACAGAGCAACUGCAGGCAUCCACAACGUGAGCAACCUGGAGUCUUCCAAACAAGGAGAGAGACGAGGCCAGGGAUCAGCAAAUCAAGGAAGAGUUGUCCUCUGCCAGGAAUCAGCCUCUCAGUUUUUAAUAAUAUUUUUAAUAUCCUCUUUUCAACAUGACAUGUCCCGCUUUCACCUUCAAACUGUGCUUCCUAAAGCCCAAGAUUUUAAAAGAAUUUACUUCCAAACCUGGCCUUCAACCAGAAUGUGAUUAGGGGUAAUCCUUUCCAAGUGCCUGUCAAAUUAUGCCUGCUAAUUUCAGUGAGAAAAGUUUUUAAGUGAACCCAACCAUGUAAGGACUAAAAGCUCUCUGGUCCCUGAGAGCCAUAGCCCCUGAGAUAAGCCAGAGCUACAAAUAUAUCGUCUAGACUUUGAAAGAAAGAAUAUGAUUCUUAAUAUAGCUCACCAACCACUAAGUCAAGCCCAAGCUCUCAUAAUUUUUUCUAUAACAGGAGAAGCCUGCCUGACAGUUGACUCGAAAGAUUCUCACCUCUUCUGCUACCACAGAAAUAAACUAAAAAGAAAGGACUCCCCUAAAUCAGGCCAGAUGGUGACCUGUGGCUAUUUCAGCUCAGGAUGUCAGCCUCUAAAGCAUCAGGUUUGAAUCAUUUGGGAUCAUGGGAUUCUAUCAUUGUUCACUUGAAUCUGCUGACACACUUCCUCUGGAAAGCGCAGUUUGGCAUGGAUGAGUCAGUGUUUUUUUUUAUUUUAUUUUAUUUUAGGUUGUUUGUUUUUUAAAAAAUAAAAAUUGCUUUGAGAA
Messenger RNA from Balaenoptera ricei (Rice's whale), 4701 nucleotides. RefSeq names its product dual specificity tyrosine phosphorylation regulated kinase 3 (gene DYRK3). Gene Ontology annotation, biological process: peptidyl-threonine phosphorylation; cytoplasmic stress granule disassembly; positive regulation of cell cycle G2/M phase transition. The transcript has 5 exons. Gene Ontology annotation, molecular function: protein serine/threonine kinase activity; ATP binding; protein serine/threonine/tyrosine kinase activity. The record is from RefSeq and is a predicted model, not a curated record. Lineage: Eukaryota; Metazoa; Chordata; Mammalia; Artiodactyla; Balaenopteridae. Bases 143 to 1906 code for a protein of 587 amino acids. Gene Ontology annotation, cellular component: nucleus.